UCCCGAGGGUGGGAGCUUCCCAUGGUGGUUUUUGUCACUCUGGUGGAAGGAUACUCACCAAAUUCUACCUAAUUCAUGGGAGGAAUGGUGUGUGUUUCUUGUUGCUUGUGAUUUGAUACUCAAUGCUGUGGUUGUUGGAAUGUGUGGACAAUGGAUGAUGACGCUUCCUAUACAUGGCGUUGCUACUGGACUUUAUACUGCUGCUCGGCGACUCGGCUACUGGAAUCUGCUGCUGCCCAGUUACUGCUGCCUUGGACUUAAACUUGAACUUGAAUCUCCUUCUACUGAUGGAUGCUGCUGUUAUACUCUGCUCUCCACAAACUUUGCCAAUUCUUAGGCCAUAUGUGGGUUGCUGGAUGCUGGAUUCCUACUGCCAAUCAAAGCUGGACAGAGGGAUUACUUCGAUCAAAGGGAUGCUGCUGUAUGUGGAUAUGCUGCUAUAUACUGAACCCGUGAUUUGGACAUCACUCUCGAUGGAAGGAACUUUGGUAAAGGUGUGUUUGUUGGUGUUCUCUUGCAUUCAACGAAUAUGUUAAUGUCAUUUGCUUAACUGUAAGCGCUUCUCUAUCGUUUUACAACUUGUUUUCCUCUCCAGUUAUCAAUAAUUUGUUCAAAUUAAGCAAAAUCAUCAUGGGUGAUUAACAACAAAAUACCAAAAGAAAAGGAGGGUAUGAGCAAUGGACAACCCAAGAGAGUGAUGUACUAUUAGAGCUCAUGGUAGAUGCCGCCGCUCGGGGAUGACGUGAUAAUAGUGGCAUUUUUUCUAAGCAAACUGUGGAACAAAGGAUACUUCUUGUUCUUAACAGAAAACUUGGUUAAUGAAGAUUUUUGCAUUGCAUACACACAAGAACUAUAUUACUUAUUGCAGUGGAUAUGAAACAUUACUUGAUUAUUUGGAUCAUACUUGUAAUGUAUAUGAGUAAAAUAAUGAGUCAUUAUUGCUAAUGAUGUUUGUUAUGAUGUUCAGAUGUGGUGAAGAAAUGAAGAUGGUUUUCCAUUGAUUUAACGCGGGAACUCCCUCCUAUGAUUUUAUUAGUCUUCAUUAAUUCUUCCUCGGCAUCAAUGGCGAGGAGAGCGGAGUUUUCUACUUGUGGGCUUGGAGGUACAAUAAUGUCUUCUUCUUGUGCUGUUAUUCGUUCGUAGAAGCUAUCUUCAUCGACUUCUUCAGUGGUUUUCUUCUUUUGCUUCUUGAAAAAGUAGAACAGUGCAGCACAGAGAAAUGCUAGAAAUAACAGGCCCCCGAAUGAGACGAAGAUGAUGAUAACGACGUUAUGGUCUCCCGGAGUAGGGGGCGGUGAUGGCGGGGGCGGAGAAAAGGGAUGGAU
Cuscuta campestris is the source of this 1325-nucleotide messenger RNA. The record is from the annotation of a GenBank genome assembly. Lineage: Eukaryota; Viridiplantae; Streptophyta; Magnoliopsida; Solanales; Convolvulaceae.